Lucilia cuprina (Australian sheep blowfly) is the source of this 3931-nucleotide messenger RNA. RefSeq names its product MOXD1 homolog 1. Gene Ontology annotation, molecular function: copper ion binding; dopamine beta-monooxygenase activity. Gene Ontology annotation, cellular component: secretory granule membrane. Lineage: Eukaryota; Metazoa; Arthropoda; Insecta; Diptera; Calliphoridae. Gene Ontology annotation, biological process: norepinephrine biosynthetic process; octopamine biosynthetic process; dopamine catabolic process. The record is from RefSeq and is a predicted model, not a curated record.
AGAGAGUGAGAGGGAAAGAUACAAUAUACAAAAGAGAGCGAGAGCAUAGUGAGAAAGCAACAAAAAAAAAGACAUUUCAGGUCAAACUAGUUCUAGCUUAACACAGCGGGCGCAUUCGCAAAGGAGUUAGCGUUAAGUAAGGAUGUUUAGUAGGAACGUGAUGUGAAAAAAUAAACGAAGAAAUACGGGAAUAUUUAAAAAAGGAUACAUAUUUAAUAAAAGAAGAAGAUGAAUAAAGUGAAAAAUAUUUAAAAUAAGAAAAAUAUACAUCAAUAAUUGGAAAAUAGUGUUUUUUAAAAAUAAAGUUAAAUAUUUAUUUUUUUAAUAAAAAAAAUAGGAAAUUAUAAAAAAAAACAACCCUUAAAAAGAGGUUUUAACAAUUUUAAAGUGAAGGGCAUAUGCUGCCUAUAGUAUAAGUUAAAAAACAACAACAAAAAUUUAAUAAUUCAAAAAGAAAAGGUGUUUACAAACGUAAAUGUGUGUGUGUUUCUUUCUGUUGAUCGGUAAACAGAACAAACAACAAAACCAACUGUCAAUUAUUUGCCUGACAGACAAACAACAAAACCGCUGUUCAUCGGAAGUUAUAAAAACGACAGCUGCUGCUGUUGCAAACACAUUUCUAUACUUAACACAACUUUGUUAUUGUUGUUUUUUUCUAAAGUCUUCUUCAUUUUAACGAAAUUACACAAGGAUUACUCGUGCUAUUUUCGGAGUGAUCACUAACGCAUACCAACAAACACAAGCACUCGUAUAUGCCUUAAAACAUAUUGCAAGAGAAAUAAUAAAAUACAACAAAAUUAAUAAAGAAAAAAAUAAAAAAUACAACUCUGUUAGCUGUAGCCCAGGAUUAACAGCAAAACAGAGAGGUGAAGUGUGGUGAAAAGGAAAAAAAAGAAAAAUAUUAAAAAAUACAUAAGAAAAUUAGAAAAAGUGUUGUUGUUCUAAGAAUCUAAAGAAAAUAUCUCAAAAAAAUCUGUGAAUAAAACAAAACUAACAAAAUGUCCUCCCCUCCCUGCAAUCCCUUAAAACUUCGAAACAUUUUAAAUUCCCUGUUAGUAUUUUCACUAAUAUCCCAUACUAAUGCUUGGCCCCACGAAAACAAUGGAUUACAUCACACCGAAACCGAUAACAACAAACACAAUGAAUCUUUAGAAUCCAUCUCACCAACAUCCCCUUCGAAUGGUGUUCAUCAUAGCGAUUGGCAUCGUUUUGAAACUAUGGAUGCCAAUGGUUUAUAUUUAUUGGAAUGGUGGACCAAAUCCAAGGAUAUUUAUUUUCGUGUCACCGUCAAUACGCAGGGUUUUAUUGGUUUGGGUUUUUCGAGAAAAUCGGGGCGUAUGGCGGGUGCUGAUAUGGUGUUGCUGUGGGUCGAUGAUCGUUCGGGAAAACCUAAUGCUUUGGAUUGUCAUGGCUCAUAUUCACAACAUAAUGCCGCUCCCAUACAAGAUGAUACACAAAACUAUAUAGUUUUAGAUGGUUUUCAAAAUGCCACUCAUACACAAGUUGAAUUUUAUAGACAAAUUGAAACUUGUGAUCCCUACGAUAUACCUUUGGGGAGCGAUACCAUUAAAGUCUUGUGGUCUUUUGGUGAUACCGAUCCUAUACAUGGCAAUCUUAAGGGACAUGGUAAAAAUCGUGGUUCUAAACCUUUACACCUGCUAGGACCUAUGUUUCGUAAGCCUCAUACUGUCAAUAGAAAUCAUCAAGAUGUACAAAAAUGGGAUGUUACGGUGCAAAAUGUCACCAUAGAUGCCUCCAUGGAUACUUUAUAUUGGUGCAAAAUUAUAAAGGCUCCUGCUUUGUCGGAAAAACAUCAUAUUAUUGGUUAUGAAGCUUUGUUGACACGUGAAAGUGGCGCAUCACAACCUUUGGUCCAUCACAUGACUCUAUUUGAAUGUUCUACUAAAUCAUACCCCGGUUCUGAUCCAGCCUCUUGGGAUGUUUGGGUAAAGAGUAGUGGUGCAGUGUGUAAUAGUAAUUUAUUAACCCCGCGUGAUUGGGAUGCUUGUAUUACACCAGUGGCAGUAUGGUCAAUUGGCUCCUCAGGACAAUUUUUACCACCCCAUGUUGGCAUACCAGUGGGUGGUAAAACGGGCCCUAAAUACUAUAUGCUAGAAAUACACUAUGAUAAUCCUCAUGCUCUUAAAUCUUCAGACCAUUCUGGUUUUCGCAUACACUAUAGUAAACAUUUGCGCAAACAUGAUGGUGGCGUUAUGAUAUCAGGCGUUUCUGUUUCGGAUACACAAUUAAUACCAGGUCAAAAGCUUUAUCGUAAUGUUGGCAUCUGUGGUCCUUCGUGUUCGAAUGAGAUGUUUCCUAAAGAUGGCAUCAAAAUAAUAUCCGGUACUUUGCACUCACAUCGUGCUGGCCGUAAAAUGACUUUAAGACAUGUACGCGAUGGCAAGGAAUUGCCACGUAUUAUUGAAGAUGAUAAUUACGAUUAUAACUACCAACAAGUGCGGCAAUUGGAAAAUGAAACUGUAGUUCUGCCGGGAGAUUAUAUAAUAACGGAUUGUGCUUAUGAGACUUCCUCACGCAAACGACCCACCUUUGGUGGCUAUUCGACUAAACAGGAAAUGUGUUUGUCUUUUAUCACCUAUUAUCCACGCAUAGAAUUGGCCGGUUGCUAUAGCAUGACUCCGGUUCGAGAAUUUUUCGAAACUUUUGGUGUUUAUCAAUUCUAUUCAUUAAAUAUGACCGAUGUGGAGAAUUUAUUUUUAUACAAUGGUAAUGUUUUGGACUAUAUACCCAAUACUAUAUAUGCCAAGACAAAACCGAAUCGAGCUAAUAUGACCGAAGAAGAUAUAUUGUACGAGGAGUCUUUGUUAAAUAAAUUAAUCAUUUCUGAUCCGGUGGAGUUUCAUGAUCGUACUUUCCUGUCUCAUCUUAACCAAUUACCCUGGUCUGAGCCUUUAUUUACCAAGAGAGUGGAACAGAGCAUGAUUAAUGGCAAACAUAUGACCUUUUGUCGGGUUUCCAAUGAUGCUGUUUCUAUUCCCUCCGAAAUUAUACGUUAUCCAAAUUUCACCACCUUUGUUAAACCCCCCAGCAUUUGUCCCUAUCAGCUGUUAAUGGAUAGUUCUCCUUUAAGUUCCCUAGCUGUAGAUUUAUGUUUAAAUAAAUUAUUUUUAUUAUUUAUUAGUUUUAAUUUAUUUAUUAUAAAUUAUUUUGUAUUUUAAUUAUACAAUAGAAAACUCAACUCAAUGAAUUUCAUGAAAAAUAAAUCCUCUUUGUAUAUAGAAAUUCACUCAAAGUAUUAUUUAGAUUUAGCUAUAGUUUAUAUAUAAAAUUCCUUAAAAUCAGAAAAAAUUUAAGAAAAAUCAAUAUUUUUAAACACUUUUUUUCAAAUAUUUAAUUUUUUUAGAAAAUUUCUUUUACUAGUAUUUAAAAUACUAUAUAAAAUCCAAAUUUCAGAACCCCUGUUCUAAUUUUAAGAAUUUUUUCAUUUCCCGUAUUUAUAAAGACCUUUUCUUAAUUUAUCUUAUAAAAAUGUUUCGUAACAGUAAAAUUAAUUAUUUCACGUUUCGUUUUAUAAAUGAGUAUUGAGUCAUAAAUCUUAAGGUCCUAAAAAGUCAUUUAAUUUUAUAUAUUUAGAAUUAUAAUAAUUUUUAUAUAAAAAAACUCUUUAAAAGUUUCACUGUUUCAUAAAUUUCAAAAGAAAGUUAAAUUCAAUCUUUCUGUAUUCCGUUCGGAAGGUUCCAAUGGUUCCAAUAAAAAAGUACUAAAUUUUAAAAUUUACUUCAAAUUUUUAAAAUAAAUUUGUAUUAAAAAUUUUAAAAACUUUCCCAGAAACCGUGAACACUUUUAAGAGUUCUUCUGUACUUAUUGUGACAUGUUAAGUUUAGAAUUUUUUUCAAUCCAAAGAUAUAGUUUUUAAGUAUAGCUUCAUAAGUUUAAGAUAUUUUUAAUAAAAAUUUUAUAUAAACCGGAA